AUGGAAAGUGCAUCUAAUAUUGAACUGGAGUGGGUUGAACACACAAAUUCAACAUGGGCUUUAAAAAAUUGUGAUAACAUCGCAAAUAGGGAUCUGGUCCAAUCGAUGUAUGAUGUUUUGUUACAAAACAAAGAAAUAAGAGUAAUUCCUUCGAGCGUAUCAUCUUACAACGAUGUUCAGGUACUUCCUACUUUUCAGUACGACCCGCCUUCUUUCAACGAUUUGAACCAUUACAUUACUACAUUGCUUACUUCCCAAUUACAACUAGCCAAAGACAUUUGUUCGUCCACUCAGUUUUCUGUGAUAUUGAAACAAAGGCUGUUACUACUAAAAAGAAUUUUCUACGCCUUAUUGAUGAAAUAUCACGAUAAGGAAAAAGGGGACAGCGGAUCAUGCGAGCCUGGAGUUAGCACUACUGUAGUACCAUUAAAACCAAGAGAGAUAGUUUCUGGCUCUCAAGCCCUAUUGGAAGUCGGCGUUAAAACAGGUUUAAGUUUGCUGUUCUCCCUCCUCAAGCAGAAUUGGCAAGUCAGCGGAAUCCUUGGUAUUCCUUGUCUGUGCAAUUCCGUUUUAGAAACUGCCGUAGAUUUAAUCGAGAAAUUGCCUCCUCUAUGUCUCUCCAACGAUUCCCAACUGACGAAUCUUGGCAUAAGCAGCUUAGACCAAGCGUGCAGUUUCCUGAAAACGGCAGUGUUAACGAAAAACUCUGCCGACGACAAUGGUAAAUUACUGUCGUGCGAAAUUCUCUUGAGCUUAGCCAUGCAAAGAGGAUCAUUGAGAUACCUGUUGGAGUGGAUUGAUAUGGCAUUGGAGGCGUCUUGUAACGAACCCGCACUAUCUAGUAAAAUGGUGAAAAAAGCGAUAUUGCAACUACAACGGUACAAGAGCAAGGAAAAGAUUCCAAUGGAACAAGACAGCGAUGAAAUGGUAAUACAUACAGCUGCUGUUUCGCUAAUGGAGGUAUUGGUUAACAUGGCAGUCGAUUAUGGGGGAGCGUGUUCCGCGGUAGAAACUGAUUCAGAAUUAGGUGUUUACGAAAAGAGCGACGUUUACGUUUGGGGAAGCAAUUCCUCCCAUCAGUUGGCCGAAGGUAGUAGUCAAGAAAAAAUUUUGCUUCCAAUCAAAUCAAAGGUUUUCAACAAAGUACAGCAGAUUGAAGCUGGUCAAUAUUGUACGUUUGUUAUUCAUUGGGAUGGUUACGUAAGCGCAUGCGGCAAGGGCAGCUAUGGACGUUUAGGUUUGGGUGAAUCCUCCAAUCAAAGUCUUCCCAAACGGAUAUUAUUGGACGCCGUCGUCAAAAAGCUUUCUAGUUCUAAAGGGAGCGACGGGCACACUCUAGCCUUGAUGGAAAAUGGACAGGUGUACAGUUGGGGUGAUGGUGAUUACGGGAAAUUGGGGCAUGGAAAUUCCGCUACUCACAAGCAACCCGAAAGAAUCGGGGGCCCGUUUUUGGAAAAAACUAUUAAAUUCAUUAACGCAGGAUAUAGGCAUAGCGCAGCAAUAACUGACGAUGGUAAGCUUUAUACUUGGGGUGAAGGGGACCACGGCAGAUUAGGGCAUUUAGACAAUACCGGUCGACAUGUUCCUACUUUGGUGCAAGACUUGGCUAACGUCGAAGUGGGUUCAGUAGCCUGUGGCAGUUCUCAUACACUUGUCGUGUCGAAAGAUGGAAAAACCGUUUGGUCAUUUGGAUCCGGCGAGAAUGGCAAAUUAGGACACGGCGAAAUUGCUAAGGUUUACAGGCCAAAGGUUAUCGAAGCCUUGCAAGGUUUAAUAAUACAAAAAGUGUGCGCCGGAACAUCCUUCUCGAUGGCCCUUACCACUAUGGGUCAAGUUUACACAUGGGGCAGCGGACCGAUUCUAGGAAUGGGUUCUGCCGAUGCAAUUUGUCUCAGACCGCUUCUGGUUGAGGAUUUGACAUCAUACAGAAUAAUCGACAUUUCAGCCGGUGACACACAUUGUUUGGCACUCAGCGAUGAAUAUUUAGUCUUUGCAUGGGGUACCAACAGCAUGGGCCAAUGCGGUCAAGGCCACUCAUCGAGUCCUAUAAACCGGCCUCUUAAAGUCAUUGGUUUGGAAGGUGUACCAAUUCGACAAAUCAGCGCUGGUACAUCUCAUUCUGUUGCUUGGACUUCCAUUCCGUCUGAGAGCCCGCACAUCACUAAACACAGGCCGUUCUGUUUGGAUUUACACGAAAAAACGUUUGAAUUUUUGAAAAUAUUUUUGGAAAAGUAUACAGUCAGUUUCGAUUACAAGAGUCCUCCGCUUCCGUUCAAAACGCCAGAAGAGCACACGAAGUUCGUUUUGUUAACCUUGAAACUGCUUAGUACUCAUUUGAAUUUGUGCAUUAACGGCAAUUUGAAUACCAACGCCUUGAAUGCGCACGCCAAAGUAUUGCGAACUGCAUUAUUUAGGUUAAUAGACAUAGAAGCACCUUCUGAAAUACACAACACCGCCAGAGACGUCCUAAAUAUCGGGGCCCCGUUACUGCUGCCCCAAUUGAACGAAAGAGUGGAAUUUCUGCACGUUCAUUUAUCGAGCGGUAACCAAUUAUCGCAGGGUCAACAGAUGCUCUUGGGAAUAAUUUUGAACAGCUUAGAAGAUCCAAUGCAUAUCGCCACAAUGCUGGGUUACAGCAGUAUUCCAGAGAAAAUCGAUAACUUGCAACUUACCGGUACUUUAAUGCAUACGUUGUUGAAGUCUUUCACUAAAAACACUGAAGAGACUUUAGACAGCAUAUUAAACUACAUGUCUAUAACUACGAAAUUCAAAUGGCAAGCGCCGGGUAACUCUAAAAUUUGCAACCUACAACGUCUACUGUCCUCGCUGCAAAACCACAUGCUGGCUCAUUAUACGAAUUUAUUGGCGAAUCAGUUCGCGGGCUCCGAAAGUGACAUAUUCUCGACACACGUCGACGACGUUUUCAAAUUCGCCGCGAAAAUUUUAAAUCGGGCCGCCAACAUUUUAAUAAUGUACCCUUCGAGCCUCGAGCUGUUGUAUAACGUGCUACUGGAGUCCGUAACCGGAGCCAUGCUAUUCAAAAUAUUGAAUUCCCUGUUGCUUAUGCCCGUUUCCUACUCCAAGGAUUUGUAUCCCGCUCUAUUGGAGUUGCUUGAUCCGAUAGAUCGCUUCAAUCAGCUGUUGCCCAGAGAAUUGCUGAACAGUGAAAAGGAUUCUUCCAGAAGUGAGACUCCUACAUUAGACCAAUUAGCUGAACAAUCUUGGGUGUGGAUAGUGGACUUGCAAAAGACUUGCUCGUUAGUAAUAGGUCAUUGUUUGGGGGGUUUGCUAGUAGGCGAGCCGCCCACAGAAGUCGAACUGGCUUGCCGAAAUUGGCUCUCGAACGAACUAUUUUCCAACGGUAUAACCGAUACAAGUUUCGAAGAAAACGUUUUAGUCGAACUGUCGUAUUUGGCGACAGUCACGACGCCCGAACGGUUUCUAAUCAAAUUGGAACAUUUACCGGAUUCGGUGGAAAGUCUGUGCAAAUUGGCGUUCAACCUGCCGUGUCAAUACGACGAGGCUUGCGCCUUUCCGCCCAACGAGUUCCCGGACAACGACAAUUUCUUCGUUAGAUUGAUGGAAGACAUCGAAGUGGAAUCGUGGGAAUUCGAAGACGACGUCAAAAAGUUAUUGGAUACGGUGACAAAGUGUUUUUUAAUGACGGUGCUUAAGCAGUUGGGGCUUUUGGAAAAGACCGAUAGUCAUGUAGCGAUCAAAGAGAUUUUCAAAAGCGUUCUUGUUUUAAGGCAAAAAGUGAUCGGCAUGAUUUAUUGCAAGGAAUACCAAGACGAAAUUGUGGAUGUAGUCGGUGCUGAAAACGAGCCGGCGGAUAAUUUCGUUAAAGAAAAUUUUCUGUUGGUCGAAAACAACGAGCAGAAUUUUAAGAGUUCUUGCCAGGAGAUAAUAGAGAGAUGCUUGUUUCUACUAAUGUAUGUAAGAGGUAUAGAAGUGGAUAUUUCGACGAGUCCCAACAACGAAUCGGAUAUCGAAAUAGAGAAGCCGUAUAUCGAAUUUUACAAGCCGAAUAAAGAGUCUGCUUCAUUGAACGAUCUGAGAAAAAUUUGCCAUUCUUUUCAAAGCUUCGUUUUAAACGAACCAUUGGAGAAAGUAAGGAAACCGUUAGAGAAGAAAAAUAACGAUGCUAACGGUUGGUGUACCGACGUAUCGGUUAUGUACAGAGCGUUGAUGGAACAGAAAAAUAGAGCUCGCGCUAGGUUCGAAAGUUUAGAUCAACUUUUAUAUCAGCUGGUUACCCGAGAAACUUCUCUUACCGUUUUAAAUUGCAUACAACAACAACUGCUCGAAGGUUCUUUCGGGUUUUUCAAUAUAAAAAGCGAAGAUUCCUGCACUCAACUUCAUCAUUAUUUGGAGGGUGUACAAGCGGCUCCUUUGGAAAUCCAAGAAAAAAUACGAAAUGUCGUACACUGCAUUUAUCAAUUUCUAACUCAAUCUUUAAAGCGGCAGAUUUUCAAUAAUUCCGAUAACAAACAACUUUUAAUUACCACGAUAUUUUCUUUAAGUACCAGAUACUUAUCGAACGACCUGCCGAUCGUUAUAAACCAAGAUCUCUUACAACUGCUAAUGAAACUCAUCAACUUCCAUUUGAUGCCGACGAAAUUCGUUAAUAAAUCGGAAUUGCUGAGCCUGGCCGCAUUGAGGCUAACCCGAAUUCUCGCCAUGUCUUGCUGCGUUCAUUCCAAGAAAACGGACUCGUCGACGUUGGAAAACGUCGUUAAUGUGCUGUAUGAACAGUUCGUGAAAACCAAAAGCAUCGACGAAAGCUGCCAGAACAUCGUCGGCGCCGUUUGUAUGAAUUUCAAUGGUGACGACGAGAGGAGCCUCGGCGAUUUUUUGCUUUUUUUGAGGAUCAUUUCGUCCAGUGCCGCCAUACAGAAAUUGCUCGCUUCAAAGAAAUGGAUUCACUCGUUGCUCACCAUAUUGGACGCUUCGAAUGCGUUCAUCAACUACUCGUCGUUACUGAAAACGUUGAGGCCAAAAUUGUUGAUUUUGCAGCUACUUCAAGUUAUUUUACCGGGUUUACAAGCGGUUCACAUCGACGACGAUUUAAGAAAAUACAUCAUUAACAAGUUGUUCAAUCAGAUAAGCCAAGAGAUGUGGAGCGUGCCCAAAGGUGUUAUUGAAGCUCCAUCGUCUGCCAGCUGUGAUAUCACGGAAAGCGAAUUUUUAGACAGUAAAAUUAAUAAGGACGUGGGUGGCAACGUCCCUGUUCACGAUAUGGGUUUUGACCCGGAAAAAUGUUACAAUUGCACCAUCGAAGGUAAUUUGACUCUGGUACACGGCAGCAUCGGAAGGGGCUACGGUUUAGCGUUGCAACCUAUAAGAUCGGGCUGCUACCAAUGGAAAAUACUCAUAGUUAAGGAAAAUAGAGGCAACGAGGGCACAUGCAUUGGCGUAUCUAAAUAUCCUGUCAAAGAUUUCAGCCACCGUUCCACGAGUGACAUGUGGCUGUAUAGGGCGUACAGCGGAAGUUUAUAUCACAACGGCGAAAGAGACAUGAGCUUCCAAAGUUAUACUCAAGGUGACUACAUUACCGUAAUAUUAGACAUGGAUGCGAAGACGUUGAGUUUCGGUAAAAACGGAGAAGAACCGAGGAUCGCGUUUGAAAACAUUAACGCCUCCGAGCUGUAUCCGUGCGUUAUGUUUUACAGUUCGAAUCCGGACGAAAAAGUGAAAAUUACUGAUAUGAAGGUACAUUGUACGCAAAGGGAUUUGUUACCGGGUGAACCGAAUUUAGCGCCGCUGCAUGCCGUUUUGGUUGAAUCCUACGUGAUGCUUCUAAGGAAAUUGCACAACGCCAGUACAUGGACAGAAGACGUCAAUGAGGCUCUAAUAACAAGACUGAAUAAAAUAGAAAGUUUGUUUCCUGUUAUCGGUACUCACAACAUAGACAACAACAUCGAAUUGACCCAAGAAAAGAUCGGCGAAUUGAAAUCCGACAUAGAAAGCGAGGAAUUGUGCAAUAACGUUUGGGCCGCUCUCGUAGUCAUAGCCGGCUUGGAUAGAGGUUUGAGAAUGGGGGGAAUUUGCAAGCACAAAAUUACGGGCAAGAAGGCCGUCGUUCUGGGCAUAUUGAAAAAGGGCAUUACGACGGUAAACGUUCAAUGGGAAUGCGACGGCGGCGUAUCCGACGUCACCAUUUCGAAUUUGGAUUUCGUCGAGCCGACGCCGUUUUCCGUAAACAAAUUCAAUCGUAUGACGCCGCAUAUAUUACUGCAAAUCGCCAGAUUGAGCGGCGUAACCAACGAAAUAAUUAUGCCGAAUUUCGAACUCACCGAAGACGAGCAAAUACUGUUAAAUCCGAAUAAAGGGCAAGGAUUCGCCGUUCCGGAACAUUUAAGAUGCAGUUCCGAUUCCCAAAUCGUAAAUCAAAAUCCCAACGAACGUCCUAGGACCAUGGAAUCGUUGACGAACGAUAUGGUCUCCAGUAUCUUGGGCGAGGUGAAAACGUACAUGGGCACCGAGAAAAUAGGCGGCUCGCAAAGCGAGUCGAAAAUCAAGGACGGCGGCGAUGCGAAAACCGAAAACGAGUGCGAUAGCAUGCAAAGCAAUUUGUUGGAGAAAAAAAUGUUGGACAGAGAAGAGGAGGUACUGAAAUUGGCCAUUUUGCAAUUUUCAGCGAUGAAAGUUUUGGGUGUAUUCAUUACGUCUUCGUCGUUUGCCGAACUCUUUCUUUCGAAUAACAAGUCUAAAUCUGAGGAUGUCGAUUGCGUGACUAGAAUAAUGCACGCUCUGGUCGAUAAAAGCAUCGAACAGUGUAAAUUGGAAAAUAUAAUUGAUAUGGCCGACACAGAAAGAGCGGAGACCGUUUUGCACAUGAAUUACGUGAAAAGCCGUUGUUUGGAAGAGAAGAAAACUCUAAUGCCUAGCAGUACUAGUAAAAUAGAUAAUUCCGUCAUUAGUCUACCCAGUUCGGCAGUAGUGGCUGAAAGUAGCGAUCAAUCGAGAAAAACAUCCUACUUAAUGUUGAAACCUCAAAAAAGGGAUCCUUUUGUUCCGAAACCGCCAUCUUCGUUAAGCGCUCACACUAGCAUAGCUCCAUACAGUUCGACGUAUUCAUCCUCAUUGAAUCCCAAUCCGAACGUGGCCAAUAUCAGAACCCGGCUUAUAUUCAGUUCGGAAUCGGAGGAGAAUUUUUCGGGCACGCGCAGCAUGACGUCGAAUACGCAGGCUACGAAUACGCCGCCCAUCGUUCUGCCCCUAUUAGAAAUGGGAUUCACCAUCAAACACAUACAAAAGGCGUUGAGAGAGACCAAAUACGCCGGCGAACUCAACGCCCACACGGUCAACAGUUUGGUCACUUGGAUGCUCGAACAUCCUUACCUCGAUCUCAGCGAGGACGAAGGCACUUCGAACAGAGGCAAUUGGUUGAGGACCUUAAUCGAUCGACCUCAAGACGCUACCAGACCGCAGAGUUUGGAAGGCUCCGACAUCGAGCUGAUCCAAAGAAGAGGUUUGACGACGAGAAGGCGCGGUUCCGAUUUGCGGAACUUUUUCGAACGAGUCGACAGGGCGUUCUACGAAAGGUUCAGGGAGAGGCAGCACGUCAGAGGCGAGGCCAACCCGCUUUUGAGAAAUCCAUCGGUGGAGGAUUCCAGCAGCGAUAACGCCACGCCGACUUCCAACGAAAGCGUCGAUAAGCAACAACAGUUGACCAACACGCACUUGCAGGCUCCCGACAUCAUCUUCAACGAAUACGACACGACCGAAGUGGACGUCCAAUUGGCCAAGUUCACCAUGCCGAAUUGCGACGACGCCGAAUUGACGAAAACCUACUUGGGAACGAACGAACUGACGGUAGAGACGUUCAAUUUGCUCAGAUUCGAUCCGCUCGGCACGAAUGCGGUACCGAAGUCGGCGAACGACGGCGAAGACAAACCGAAAACCAGAAAUCGAUCGGUCGGCGGCCAGGCCAUGUCGUUAAACUCUUCUUUGGAACGGAUCAUGGCGUUGAAACACCUGACGAUUACCUCGCACAUUCUUCUAUCGCGGACGAUCAUAUUGAACGUAUUGUCGGUGUUGUCGAUAAACACGGACUACGCGUCAUUGGUGACGUGCUUAGAAUCGAUCGGAUUGUCCGACAUCACCAAAGUCAUACGACUGAUGACCCUGACCGCCAUGAAUCGCAUCGAGAUCAACAACAUCAAGAACAACCAAGACAUACCGACGUUCCAGUUGCCCAAAGGCUUCUCGCAAUUGGUCUCGAACCUUUCCAGUGCGGCGAAGAACUGCUUGAGCUACUUGAGCGUCAGCAUAGCGGCGUUGGCGCGAAACGAAAUCACCUCGUCGAAUCUGGUCGUCGACAUGUGCACCAAGGAUCUCAUUAUGUACGCUUUGGGUUUCGUCGUUUCGAAAUCUGGAUUCGCCGUGACGCAGGCUUUGGUCAACAUCCUGUCGACGCACGGCGGUUGCUCCUUGAUGGAGUCGGACGCGCCGCAAAGUCCACGGGCCGACGGCAGGGACAUCGGACCGUUGACGUUGGUCAACGCCUUGGCGGCGUUCGUUUUGUCCAGCAAAGUCGACCACGUCAGCAAACAGUGGGCAGCUCAGCAACUUUUUAAGUCAUUGGCGACCAAAAUCCAAAUGAUGCCCGGUCCGAGCGUGGAUCAGACGAAUUUCGCCGAUCUGUCGGGCUUCAUGCCGAAACAGAACGCUGCGUAUUUAGAAGGACACGACAACAGAGUUGCCGUAUUGGCCUGGCACGAACGGAGCGGAUUAUUGGCGUCUUCCGGAUACGAUGGUACCGUCAGGCUUUGGACGGUGCAAUCGAAAAAACAACCUAUCCUCGAUUCGACGUUGGUAUUUCACGUGUCUACGGACGUUUUCGGCAGCGAAUUACAAGAUAGGCUCAUCGGUCACUUAAAAUGGUCGCCGAUGGGAAAUUUCAUCGCCGCCGCUUUGGAUAACGUUAUCAACAUAUGGCCGUUGAAGAAAUGCGAAAACGUCAAUUGUUAUAACGAUUGGAUCAUCGAGGACCAAAAGGAAUUCAUAACGACGAUGACGUGGCCGAAAAAUAAAGACGAAACCACCUGCGUAAAAGAUUAUCUGAUUGUCGGUAAAAUUGACGGAUCGGUUUCUAUGAUAACGUUAACGGAGGAUAGCAAACAAGUAUCCGUUCUUCAGGAAUUCACUAUGACCAGAUCUGUGGUUCAAAUCGAUUGGCAUAAAGAAGACGAACCUUUUGCCGUGGCUUAUUACGAUGGGACCAUCAAGCUCGGUUGGGUGACGAACGAAAAUCACGCAGUGACUUGUAACGCACACGGUAACACGAUAACCGCCAUCCAAUGGGAUCCCAGAGGAAUUCUUCUCGCAUCCCUGUCGAUGGAUAUGACUUGCAAAAUAUGGAUGUUAGUGGAAGAAAAGUUGGUUCAGGUUCAUUCGUUGAUUCAAACGUACGAACCAAUCAGUUUGGUUUGGUCUCCUUUGAUAGGGAAAGGAUCUAGGCCGUUAUUACUAGCGAUCGGUAGCAAUAACGGUACUGUAAAUGUUUGGAAAUUACCCGACGAAAAGAAUGAACGCUGCAAAGUUCCCGUGCAAGUGAUUGGUGCACAAGGUCAUUCCUACAACGGAGUUUCUUAUCUUUCUAUAGACAAGAGUGGCCUUUUAUUAGCCAGCGGUUGUUUUAAAGGACCCAGCGGCGUUGUAAAUAUUUGGUCAUUAAAUGACGGGACUCUCGUUCAUACUAUAACAGGAAGCGGCGGCAUCGGUGUAAACGGAAUGCAUUGGCUGAAUGUCGAUAAUUAUUUAACGAUAGCAUUCACUCGAUCGAAAACCAUUUGCUUUCUGAAUUAUAGCCAACAAGAUCUAGUCAAUAAUCUUCCGUUGGCGGCGGUACGGUGUGCUCUUAUUAAAAAAGGAUUUAAAGGCUUGAAAUUAGCGCCGUUCUUCAAAGUGUUCGUCAACAUGCUGCCCAAAAUGCUCCUGGAACAAUACAACAGCGAAAAGUUAACGGUACACACCGGCGCCCGUUUGAUGCAUUCCAUUUAUCUGAAGAGUUUGGCUUCGAUAGCGCUCUUACUCGAAAUGGACAAGGUCGUGUGUUACAAAUUGCGAGCUCUCAACGACGACAACGACGUUUGCGAACCCGUUCCCGACAUGUAUUGGUUGCACACCUUCAGCAUGGCCACAAAAAUGGCCGACAGUUUGGUGAAAAGGACCGAACUCUCGGAUCGAAUGAUCGCCUUAGCCGGAGUACUAGGUGAGGACGUUCAACCGACGGCAGUACAAAAUGGCUUUUGGACGUUGAAACAAGACGAGCAAAUUAUGCAGUGGGCCGCCCAAAGACCGCAGGAUUGGCAAUUUGGAGGUAAAUGCGUGUCCUAUCUGUGGGGUUCGGACCGUCACGGUCAACUAGCCGAGCUGGGCUAUAGCGCAUCCUUUCCGGCCGCCGUCGAGUCCUUUUCCAUAGCGAGGAAGAUCGUUUGCGGUCAAAAUUGCACGUUCGUGAUCGAAGCCAAUGGCACGGUGCUGGCCUGCGGCGAAGGUAGCUACGGUCGCUUGGGACAGGGCAACUCCGACGAUUUGCAUUCGUUGAGCGUCAUCUCGAGCUUGCAGGGAUUCGUCAUCGUCGAUCUGGCGACGUCCGUCGGCUCGGACGGGCACAGUUUGGCUUUGGCCGAAAGCGGCGAAGUGUUUUCAUGGGGAGACGGUGAUUACGGUAAAUUGGGGCACGGCAACAGCGACCGCCAGCGCAGGCCGAGACAAAUCGAAGCACUGCAAUUCGAGGAAGUGGUCCAAGUGGCGUGCGGUUUCAAGCACAGCGCCGUCGUCACCAGGGACGGUAAGCUGUACACGUUCGGCAACGGUGACUACGGCAGGCUCGGUUUAGGUUCGACGUCGAAUAAAAAGCUACCGGAAAGGGUGACGGCGCUCGAAGGGCAAAAAGUCGGCCAGGUGGCUUGCGGUUUGAAUCACACGGCCUGCGUAUCGACCGACGGCAUGAGCGUUUGGACGUUCGGCGAAGGGGAUUACGGGAAGUUGGGUUUGGGUAACAUCACCACCAAAUCCACGCCGCAGUUAGUCGAAUCCCUAUGCAACGUCGGAAUAAAAAAAGUGGGUUGCGGAACUCAUUUGACCGUAUUUUUAACAAAUAGCGGAAAAAUCUACGUGUGCGGAAUAGAUCGCGUACCAUGGCAGACGCACAUGAGAGAACGUUCGGAUUACAGGCCUCACCAAUUGCCCGGUUUGGCCGAUUACGUUAUAGAAGAUUUUUCCGUGGGUACCGAGCAUUGCCUGUUUCUGACUACCUGCGGCAAAGUCUUCGGAUGGGGCAUGAACACCGAAGGACAACUGGGAUUGCCUCACGUGUCGUUGGUUAGGGAACCGGAAAUCAUAACGGAACUAUCGAAUAAGGGUAUCAUGCAAAUAUCCACGGGAAGGACGCACAGCGCUGCAUGGACGAGCGCACCUCUACCUUCUAAAAAUUUAAGAUAUAUGAAUUGUUUGAAUUUCGGCUUACCUACUGAAAUACCGCCGCAAUACAACUGUCUACAAGGCAUUUCCAUCAAAUCUAUUCAAUCCCGCUUGAAAUUCCUGUAUAAUUUCUCGGAUAAACUGUACUCCUGCUGGACUUUGAUGCCUCUGAGCGAUCAGCAACUCGACCUGCAAAUACCACCGCUAGAAGGGCUGGUGUCUUCCAAGUUGAGGACACUUCUCGCGCCUAGAGUGUACACCUUACCGUUCGUGAGAUGUAUUGGAAAAACUAUGGUUCAAGGAAAGAACUACGGACCUCAGAUUACAGUUAGAAGAAUAUCUCAAGACGGUCGCAAAUGUAAGCCGAUUUUCGUUCAAAUCGCCAAGCAAGUGGUAGACAUUAUGCCGAACGAAAUGAGGUUGCCGUCCAGGGCGUGGAAAGUUAAAUUGGUAGGCGAAGGAGCUGACGAUGCCGGUGGAGUUUUCGACGACACCAUUACCGAAAUGUGCCAGGAAAUCACCACCGGUGUGGUGCCCCUUUUGAUACCAACGCCGAACGCCCUCAACGACGAAGGAUUCAACAGGGACAAAUUUCUGUUGAAUCCCCAACUGACCUCGCAACAGCACCUGACGUGGUUCAAGUUUUUAGGAAUUUUGUUCGGAGUGGCUAUCAGAACUAGAAAACCAUUGGCCCUUCCUAUAGCGCCUAUGAUAUGGAAAUUAAUCGUCGGCGAACCGUUAACGGUGGAGGAUUUAGAGGAUACAGAUGCGAUGUACAUUCAGAGCCUAAAAAGUAUUAGAGACAUCCAUCUUUCCGGAGUAACUGCGGAGUACUUUCACGAUAUUAUACCAUUGGAAUGCUUUGAAGGUAGAAGUUGUACUGGAAAGCUUGUUCCGAUUGUUCAUGGCGGUCGAAAUAUUCCCUUCACGUUUGAAAAUCGUACGCAAUAUUACGAGCAAGCCGUAAGAUACCGAAUGCAGGAGUUUGAUAUGCAAAUCGCUGCUAUAAGAGAAGGAAUGGCUGGCAUCAUUCCAGUUCCUCUACUGUCUCUAGUCACCGCUGAGCAUAUGGAACAAUUAGUAUGCGGCAUGUCGCAUAUAUCUAUAGCUAUAUUGAAAAAAAUUGUUAGGUACAGAGAAUUAGACGAAAGCCAUCAACUGGUACAAUGGCUGUGGAAUAUUUUAGAAAAUUUCACGGACAAUGAAAAAGUAUUGUUUAUGAGAUUCGUUUCGGGGCGAUCAAGAUUACCUGCCAAUUUGGCAGAUUUGUCUCAACGAUUUCAGAUCAUGAAAGUAGAUAAAGCUGUGAAUGGCCUACCUACGGCCCAAACGUGCUUCUUCCAACUGCGUUUACCUCCUUACACGUCUCAGGAAAUAAUGGCAGAAAAAUUAAGAUACUCUAUCAAUAAUUGCAAAUCGAUAGAUAUGGAUAAUUACAUGUUGGCUAGGAACACCGAUCACGGUGUUGGUUCUGAUGACGAAUGGAACUGA
Messenger RNA from Phyllotreta striolata, 12924 nucleotides. The record is from the annotation of a GenBank genome assembly. Lineage: Eukaryota; Metazoa; Arthropoda; Insecta; Coleoptera; Chrysomelidae.